Molecule: messenger RNA, 894 nt
Organism: Cicer arietinum (chickpea)
Lineage: Eukaryota; Viridiplantae; Streptophyta; Magnoliopsida; Fabales; Fabaceae
Source: RefSeq, a predicted model, not a curated record
AUGCCCACACCGUGUUUUGUCCCAAAAGACAAUAUUUCCCCGAUUGUUGAUCAUUCACCGUCACAACCAUUAACAUAUGUUGUCUCACGACAUACUUCAAUUUCUGCUAAUCCACCACCUUCAACACCUGUUACUAUUGGUAAUAAGACUCAAGGGUCACGAUGCUCCAAUUCUAGUCAUGGGGUUGCACCUGAUGGGAGAACAAUGAUAUGGCCGGAUGGUCGAGAGUGGUUACCGUGUAGGGUGGCCUCGAGAGUCCUCACCUCAGUCAUUAAAUCACAAUAUGUUGAUCCGUAUCCUAGCUGGAGAGCAAUCCCAGAAUUAACUUUGGAACGCUGGUUCGGCAAAUUUGGUGAAAAAGUUGUUUGGUUUCCUGAGCACAAUUUUCAAAUUAAGAAUAUAUUCAAUACAAAAGGAUCAAUGCGUCUUUCUGAUAUGUUGAUGCAAGCGAGAAAGAAGUGCAAGUGUCCAAAUUGGAUGGGAGAAACUAUUUGGAAUGAUCUUGAGAAGAUAUGGAUGGAUCCGUCGUAUAAGGAGAUAUCAAAUCGAGCUAAGAAAAAUUGUGUUUCUUCUAAAGGAGGACAUGUCCAUAUUGGUGGAUCUAUAUCCAUUGCUGAACAUACCAUUCGGAUGGAAACAUUUCAAAGUAAGUUGCAACAGGCCUCCAAAGGUGGGGAAGCAUCUAGUAGUUAUAGCCAAGUGGUUAAUGCGGAAGCUCGCUUAGACAUGUGGGUCCAAUCUGUUGGGGGGAAGAAUAAAGGAAGGAUCUAUGGUGCUGGAGAUAGAUCCUUGCUUUAUAGACCAGGUGUCACAAGUCUAGCUGAGUCAUCUCGUCGUCAUCGUCAUCCAGAUUAUGACGAGGAUGAGUCUAGCGAUGGUGACGGCGAGGAGUAA